CAAUCGCGUGUAUUGUACUUAAGGGAGUUUAGCACGACACCACAUGUGGUUUAACGUACGUUGUGCAGUUGAAAUUUCGAACGAUUGAACAAACUCUGUACAGAUGUGUUUACGACCGGACGAAAACCAUGAGAUUUCAUCGGAUUGUCGUUCGGAACUUAGAUCUUUUAUAUCGGAUACCGGGAUUCCUCUUUCUCGCAGUUAUCUCUGAUUACUUAACGAAGGUCGCUGGAAAAAUCCUUUCUUCUGAAUUAAAACGAGAGAGCUUUUCAAAAAACUCGGAGAACGAAGAUCGGAAUAAUACGAUAGUUAUUGGUGGAGAUACAGAAUCCAACUUCCAUGUACCACAUGCCUCCAUCAUUCUACUGUCCCUUCUAGCCCUCUGCCUAAUCGUUCUUUUUAUCAUGUACAUCAUGCUACGUCGAUGUGAAAGUCGGCUCAUGGACCAACUAUCUGGCAAAGGACGUUCAUUCUCCUAUACCCAAAUAGAUUCACCUGAAUCUGGACUUGACUCUGGAAAACUAUCAGAAAAAGAUUACGCACUCUAUCCUUUAUCUACGACAAUCGAGAAACCAUUAAAAGAAGAUGUUAAUCGUAACCCUCCACCCCUACGCGCAGCUGUCAUACAAGUAACUGUUAGCUUUUUGUCGACUACAGGGCGACUGGUCAUAGAAAUAGAAAGACUCAAAUCAGUAACUAAAACACUACUUCGUUCUGGUUUUGCAACAUCGGUGGAAAUCCACGCACGACUGCUACCACUGUCGGAUAAAUUUCGGUACAAAACGUCUUCAAAGCCGAUCCCUAAAGCAGAAUUUCACGAACGAUUCGCCUUUGACGGAUUUACUAAAGACGAUCUACGAAAAUGUUGGCUGCGCUUCCGGUUAUACUCGCAAAGGCGUAUGGGAAAGAGCAAACUGCUCGGUCAAGUGAAUGUUGGAAUUACGGACUUUGAGGUGGAUGGAGUUUGGUCUACUUUGAAUUUAGAUAUCUUACCGAGUGAAGAAGUUCAUAAACUGCUAACUAUGGAUAAAUAAAACCUUAAUUAAAAAUAUUUUUUUCCACUCAAUUUUUUCACUCAAUUUUUCACUGAAGCUAGGAAAAUUUAUCUUUCGUUAUAACUACUGUAAAUAACUGGUAAUAAAUUAACAAUUUUUAUUAUUAAAGAUUUAGUUGUCUA
Actinia tenebrosa (Australian red waratah sea anemone) is the source of this 1177-nucleotide messenger RNA. RefSeq lists its product as uncharacterized. The record is from RefSeq and is a predicted model, not a curated record. Lineage: Eukaryota; Metazoa; Cnidaria; Anthozoa; Actiniaria; Actiniidae. Gene Ontology annotation, molecular function: phospholipid binding.